Mangifera indica (mango) is the source of this 2016-nucleotide messenger RNA. Its product is annotated as endoglucanase 24-like. Bases 309 to 1829 code for a protein of 506 amino acids. Gene Ontology annotation, molecular function: hydrolase activity, hydrolyzing O-glycosyl compounds. NCBI's taxonomy places the organism in Eukaryota, Viridiplantae, Streptophyta, Magnoliopsida, Sapindales, Anacardiaceae. Gene Ontology annotation, biological process: carbohydrate metabolic process. The transcript has 4 exons. The record is from RefSeq and is a predicted model, not a curated record.
AAAAAAUAUCAUUUCAUCAAUUUAUUCCAAGUUCGUCUGUGAAACACCGAAAAGGACGCAUGUGACUUAGCUGACACACUAUUUGUCAGCUGUCGGGCUUAUACGCAUCCCUCGGCUUCCCCCCGUGACAUCCCUUCUCCUUCCCACCAAGCCAAGCCACAAACCUCUUUAACAUUAUAUUUGCUGUUAAGGUAACUGUAACAGUAUUUGAAUACUUAUUUUCUUACAGGUUAACAUUGCCCAGUGCCCACCUGUAUAAAAGCAGUCACAGUUUGGACUGACGAUAACUCCAUUAACCCACCAGCGACAUGAAACUCUCCUCCUUCUCUUUCUCUCCUUUGCAACUGCAACACCACCUCACAAAAACUCUCCUUUCUUUCGCCAUUCUUAUUAACUUACCCUUUUCUCGCCCCUCCGGGCACGACUAUCAGGACGCAUUAUCCAAGUCAAUCCUGUUUUUCGAAGGCCAAAGGUCGGGCUACUUGCCGCAAGACCAAAGCAUGACUUGGCGUUCGAAUUCCGGCCUCAGCGACGGCUACACCUAUAACACCAACUUGGUUGGCGGCUACUACGACGCCGGUGAUAAUGUCAAGUUUAAUUUCCCAAUGGCUUUCACCACCACUCUUUUAUCGUGGAGCAUCAUCGAAUUCGGAGACUUAAUGCCGCCAAAUGAACUCAGAAAUGCCCUGGUUGCCAUACGUUGGGCCACUGAUUAUUUACUUAUGACUGUUUCUCAGCCUAACCGGAUUUUUGUACAGGUGGGUGAUCCAAAUAUAGAUCAUAAUUGUUGGGAGAGACCUGAGGACAUGGACACAGCUAGGACUGUGUAUGCUGUUGAUGCACCAAACCCAGCUUCCGAUGUUGCUGGAGAAACUGCGGCUGCUCUUGCUGCUUCAUCCAUGGCAUUCCGGUGGUCAGACCCGGCAUAUGCAGAGACAUUGUUAAGAGCUGCUGUAACCGUCUUCCAAUUUGCAGACACCUACAGAGGAGCUUAUUCUGAUAACCCUCAUAUAAAGGAGGGUGCCUGCCCAUUUUACUGUGAUUUUGAUGGAUAUCAAGAUGAAUUGCUAUGGGGUGCAGCUUGGUUAAGGAGAGCUUCCCAAGAUGAUUCUUACCUUAAUUAUAUUGAAACCAAUGGCAAAACACUUGGUGCUGAUGAAAAUAUAAAUGAGUUUGGGUGGGACAAUAAGCAUGCUGGUAUAAAUGUUCUAAUUUCCAAGGAAGUCCUGGAAGGAAACAUGUACACACUGCAAUCAUACAAAGCAUCGGCUGAUAGCUUCAUGUGUACAUUAGUCCCAGAGUCAUCAGCAUCUCAUAUUGAAUACACCCCUGGUGGCCUAAUUUACAAGCCUGGAGGCAGCAACCUGCAACAUGCUACUACAAUUUCAUUUUUGCUUCUGGUUUAUGCAAAAUACCUGGCUAAAACUUCACAAACUGUUAAUUGUGGUAAUGUUUAUGUUACUCCAGCUUCGCUUCGCGAGCAAGCCAAGAAACAGGUUGAUUACAUUUUAGGAGAUAACCCAAAGGGAUUAUCUUAUAUGGUUGGUUAUGGCAACAAUUAUCCACAACGAAUUCACCAUCGUGGCUCGUCGUUACCAUCUAUUAAGGUUCACCCUCAAUUUAUUGCCUGUAAGGAGGGUUCAUUUUAUUUUAACUCAUCGAAUUCGAAUCCUAAUGUGUUGGUUGGAGCUGUGGUUGGAGGGCCUUCAGAGGAUGAUGAGUAUGAGGAUGAUAGGAGUGAUUUCAGGAAGUCUGAACCAACAACAUACAUUAAUGCACCAUUUGUUGGUGUACUUUCUUAUUUUGCUGCAAAUCCCUCUCCUAGUUAGCGCAAAAAGAAGCUUAAUUUGUACAUAUUUCAGCGUUUGUCAGCCUUUUGAUAGUAGGAAAAGCGGUCUCUCAUCUUGGAUGAAAAAAAACCAAGAAGGAAGAGGCUUGUUUAGUUGCUCAAUUUUAGAAAUUGACAUUCUCCUAAAAGGGUUUCAUUUUUAAUGAAUGAAUCAAAAUUUUCAUCCA